AUGUUUUUGCCUCUUCUUUUGCUCACCCGUCUCCCUCCCCCCCCACACCUCCUCCAUAUUAGUGAGAAGGCAGUAGCAUGGGCGCUCAAGAACCACAUUCGUCCAUCGGAUCGAGUCACUCUGCUGCACGUGCGCCCAGUUGUCGAGUCGGGACCUGGCCUCUUUGCAGCCUACGCAGACUCCACACUGUCAGCAGAGGCGAUGGCGGAGGUUGACCGAGUGAGAGAGAAGCACAACGCUGGGGUGGCGUGGGAAGAUUGGCGCCACAUCUUGAACCCAUCCUAUGCCGGCUCCACACUGUCAGCAGAGGCGAUGGCGGAGGUGGACCGAGUGAUAGAGAAGCACAACGCCGGGGUGGCCCUAUGCGGAUUCAACAUUGUCAGCAGAGGCGAUGGCGGAGGUGGACUGAGUAAUAGAGAAGCACAACGCUGGGGUGGUGUGGGAAGAGUGACUCUGCUCUCUGUUUUCUUUUGGCUGUAUCUUGCCUCCUACGCGGAUUCAACACUGUCAGCAGAGGCAAUGGCAGAGGUCGACCGUGUGAUCGAGAAGCACAAUGCUGGAGUGCGGAGGAAAUUCGUGAGCAAUCUGUCGCACCAGCUGGACCAGGCCAAGGUCCAAUACGACUUAGUGGCAGUGCAAUACGACAUAGUGGCAGUGCAGGACGCGGACCUCAGGGAGCGCAUCUGCGAGAGCCCUUGUAAUGAACAUGUGCUAUCUGCUGCAUUCUCCCCUCCCUUCCUUUGCUUGUCGUACCAUCUUCCUCUUGUCCUUUGGCCACCACCACCAGGUGCAAUACGACAUAGUGGCAGUGCAGGACGCGGAUCCCAGGGAGCGCAUCUGCCACGAGGUGGAGAGGAUGAAGGCACAUACACUCAUCAUGGGGUCUCGGGGACUCAGUACCGUGAAGCGGUGAGAUGUGGUGCAGAGAUGGUGCAGUACGGUGAAGCGGUGAGAGAGCGCAGUGUGGUGAGGUGA
Closterium sp. NIES-65 is the source of this 975-nucleotide messenger RNA. Lineage: Eukaryota; Viridiplantae; Streptophyta; Zygnematophyceae; Desmidiales; Closteriaceae. The record is from the annotation of a GenBank genome assembly.